AUGGCAGAAUUAGAACCUGGUCCUCUGUAUCUUGCUUGUAAGAAUGGUCACUAUCAGACUGUGGAAACUCUCCUGAACCAUGGAUACAAUGUGAAUGGAAUAAUUAAUAAUGGACUCACCCCUCUCAUGUGUGCAUGCGGAUAUGGCCACACUGACAUUGCGAUACUGCUGCUGAGUAGAGGAGCACAAGUAAACAUGCAAAAGAAUGAUGGGUGGUCUGCUCUGAUGAUAGCAAGUCAAAAUGGACAUAGCGAUGUCGUUAAAGUAUUGAUAGAAAAAGGAGCACAAGUGAACAUGCAAAUGAAUGAUGAGUGGUCUGCUCUGAUGAUGGCAAGUCAAAAUGGACAUAGCGAUGUCGUUAAAGUAUUGAUAGAAAAAGGAGCACAAGUGAACAUGCAAAAGAAUGAUGGGUGGUCUGCUCUGAUGAUGGCAAGUCAAAAUGGACAUAGCGAUGUCGUUAAAGUAUUGAUAGAAAAAGGAGCACAAGUGAACAUGCAAAUGAAUGAUGAGUGGUCUGCUCUGAUGAUGGCAAGUCAAAAUGGACAUAGCGAUGUCGUUAAAGUAUUGAUAGAAAAAGGAGCACAAGUGAACAUGCAAAAAAAUGGUGGGCGGUCUGCUCUGAUGAUGGCAAGUCAAAAUGGACAUAGCGAUGUCGUUAAAGUAUUGAUAGAAAAAGGAGCACAAGUGAACAUGCAAUUGAAUAUUGGGAGGUCUGCUCUGAUGCUAGCAAGUCAAAAUGGACAUAGCGAUGUCGUCAAAAUAUUGAUAGAAAAAGGAACACAAGUGAACAUGCAAAGUAAUGAUGAGUGGUCUGCUCUGAUGAUAGCAAGUCAUAAUGGACAUAGCGAUGUUGUCAAAGUAUUGAUAGAAAACGGAGCACAAGUGAACAUGCAAAUGAAUGAUGGGGGGUCUGCUCUGAUGAUAGCAAGUCAAAAUGGACAUAGCGAUGUUGUCAAAGUAUUGAUAGAAAAAGGAGCACAAGUGAACAUGCAAAGUAUUGCUGGGCACACUGCUCUGAUAAUAGCCAGUGGUAAAAAUGCACUUAUUGUGGCAACUGAAGCAGGGCAUGCUGAAAUAGUUGAGUUGUUACUACCCUACGAGCACAGAGACACUAACUCAAGCAGCAGUAGGUCCACAGAUGAAUCUUCUGCGAAGCGGGUUGAAAAAGGAGAAAACGAUACUUCACUGUCUAAAGAGGUAGAAGCAGUCACUAACACGGAUGCACUUCCCACACAAGAUGUGCAGAGAACUGUAUCUCCAUCCAAACAAGUCAACAAUCACAUUAAACAAAAGUCUCCCGAGCUGUCUCUGAAGGUGUUGUCUAUGGAACUGAAGACUGUGACUGACCCGAUACAACUGGGCGUCGGCCUGGGAGUGGCACAGCAUCACCUGGAGAUAAUAAGGAAAAACAACCCUCAAGACAUAGGACAGCAACAGUUCGACCUUUUCUCGUUUAUUGCCAAGAACUACAUGGUGCUGGGGAUCACAUGGGAGAGGAUUGCUGACACUCUGGAGGAGUUGGUGGGCAUGGGAGAUUUGGCACAGGAAAUCAGGAAGAAAUUCAUCAACUUUACCCAACCUGGGCUUAGUGUCGUUGAAGCUAAACUUGUUGAAGUUAACUGUUUUAAGGAACGUAUAUCGGAAGGCUUGUUUAUUUUCAAAGAUAAGCCCAUCGGAAGUGGUGCAUUUGGCACAGUAUUUAGAGGUGAACUGAAUGGUGGUUGUUGUGCAGUUAAGGUCCUUCGCUCAGUUGCUGAUGAAAUCCAAACACAGUUACCAACAGCAAGUCUCGCCUCAACAGAUUCUGCUGAGAGGUUUCGGAAAGAAUGUGAAUUCUUUGAAUCCUUUCAACACCCCAACAUUGUCCGUCACCUAGCAACUAAGGAAUACCCCAAGACUAACCACCUCGUCCUUGCUCUAGAGCUGAUGGACUGCAACCUGCGACAAUACUUCACUCCUCAGCCUGACAAAGAACCCAUCAAGCUCUCGCUAGCUAUCCAGACCAGCCUCUGUCAUGACAUAGCCUCGGCACUCGAGUACAUCCACUCACGAGGGGUGGUACACAGGGACCUUUGUGGAGAGAACAUUCUGCUGUCCUGUGGAGGGGAAACCCCCGUUGCUAAAGUGUGCGAUUUCGGAAUGUCUAAAAUCACCAAGAGUGAUACUCAAAGUGUAUCACUGCAAGCAUUCGCUCACAAAGGAUACAUGCCACCAGAAGCUACUGACAUGGAGUCAUCGUCCUAUAACUCGAAAUUUGACAUCUUCUCAUUUGGUGCUCUAAUGGUUCAAAUUGUCCGCCAUCUUCCCACCAUUAAAGACGGAAAAUAUCGUAAAUAUGAAUUGAAACUGAUCAAUGAAACUCACCCCAUCAAGGAACUUAUAAUUGAUUGUUUGAAUGAGAACAGAGACGAUCGACCAUUAGCUGCUCAGCUAAAGAGGAGACUGGCCUAGUGUUAUGACUGUCAUUGCUAUUUACGAUGAAUAUUCCACUUUCAUAAUGUACAUAGUGAUACAUGCAUGUGUGUAGUGUAUCAUUUGUGGGAGAGGGUGAAUUACCUUUACAGCCCUUA
Halichondria panicea is the source of this 2570-nucleotide messenger RNA. RefSeq names its product ankyrin repeat and KH domain-containing protein mask-like. Gene Ontology annotation, biological process: positive regulation of transcription by RNA polymerase II; protein phosphorylation. The record is from RefSeq and is a predicted model, not a curated record. NCBI's taxonomy places the organism in Eukaryota, Metazoa, Porifera, Demospongiae, Suberitida, Halichondriidae. Gene Ontology annotation, cellular component: nucleus. Gene Ontology annotation, molecular function: protein binding; protein kinase activity; ATP binding. The transcript has 6 exons. The coding region runs from base 1 to 2451 and encodes 816 amino acids.